Molecule: messenger RNA, 1839 nt
Organism: Bombus impatiens (common eastern bumble bee)
Lineage: Eukaryota; Metazoa; Arthropoda; Insecta; Hymenoptera; Apidae
Gene: L2HGDH
Product: L-2-hydroxyglutarate dehydrogenase, mitochondrial
Exons: 8
Coding region: 143-1534 (463 amino acids)
Molecular function (GO): (S)-2-hydroxyglutarate dehydrogenase activity; (S)-2-hydroxy-acid oxidase activity
Source: RefSeq, a predicted model, not a curated record
AUACUAGGUAAUACUACACAACUUUAUCAAGCGACAUCAGGCACACACUGAAAAUUGACGUCACAACUAUGCAUAUAUUUGUUGGUUCGGUAAGCGAAAAAAUGUACGAUUAGGAGAUAUUUCACGUAGAAUUUCAUAUGAGAUGACAAUUUUUCGAAAAUUUGCAGCAAAAUUUCAUGUGGUUGAUCAUCGUACAAAAUCAAAUAUGUUUACAUUAUUGACAAAAAGAAUUUUGUUACCGCAACUUAUUUGUGCAUAUCGUUGUAGAUCCACUUCCAGUGCAGAAUCAUGUGGCGCGUUCGAUUUAGUUAUCGUUGGAGGGGGCAUUGUUGGAUGCGCCACUGCACGAGAAAUGUUAAUAAGACAUCCUAACUUAAAGAUGGCGAUCGUUGAGAAAGAAAACGCUCUGGCGAUGCAUCAAACAGGACACAAUAGCGGUGUAGUACACGCUGGAAUUUAUUACAAACCUGGCAGUAUGAAAGCAAAACUAUGCGUGGAAGGAUUAAAGCUAUCCUAUGAAUACUUCUGCAAACACGAUAUACCUCACAACAAAGUUGGAAAACUUAUAGUAGCUCAAAAUAAAGACCAAAUUAAAAAAUUGGACGAUUUAUAUGAUCGAGGAAUAAAAAAUAACGUACCGGAUCUCCAAUUAGUUGGGAAAGAUUGUAUAUCGAAAUACGAAGCUAAAUGUCAAGGAGAAAAAGCAUUAUGGUCACCGUGGACAGGUAUAGUCGAUUGGGCGGUGGUUUGUAAAUAUUUUGCCAAUGAAUUUCAAAAAAUGGGUGGGAAAGUAUAUUUAAAUUACGAAGUUACCGGUUUCUCGGAAAUGACAGAAUCCAAAGGCAAGGAAGAAUUAUCUCCGAUUUUAGUACAAUCGAAAGAUAAAUGUAUCCCGACAAAAUAUGUGUUAACGUGUGCUGGUUUACACUCGGAUCGUCUAGCAGUAAUGACAGGAUGUGAUCUUAGUCCACGUAUCGUUCCAUUCCGAGGCGAAUAUUUAUUGCUGAGCGAUAGCAAAAAGCAUUUAUGCACCACCAAUAUAUAUCCUGUUCCAGACCCUAGAUUCCCAUUUUUGGGCGUUCAUUUUACUCCUAGGGUCAAUGGCGAAAUAUGGCUUGGACCAAACGCAGUUUUAGCAUUUGCCAGAGAGGGUUAUCGGUGGCGCGAUAUAAAUAUAAGAGACUGUAUAGAAAUGGCAAAAUUUCCCGGAUUGUAUAAACUCUGUUUCCGGUACUUUAUACCAGGAUGCAAAGAAAUGAUUAAAUCAAUUUUUUAUCCACUUGCACUCAGAGAUUUGCAAAAAUUUAUUCCCGAAGUAUCCUUUAGAGACGUAAAAAGAGGACCAGCGGGUGUUAGAGCACAGGCAUUGGACAAUAAUGGUAAUUUAGUAGACGAUUUUGUAUUCGAUGGAGGGAAAGGUAGUAUCGGUGGUAGAGUGAUGCAUUGUCGUAACGCACCUUCUCCAGCGGCAACCAGCGCCAUGGCAAUAGCUAAAUUUAUUGCCGAUAAACUGGAAACUGAUUUCAAGCUUUAACGAGUCUGUAAACUUUAAUCUUUAGUUAGAAGGAAAUUUAAAUAAUGAAUACUCAAAUUCAUUGUGUCCAAUAAUACAUGCAAAAUUGAAAAUUUAUGUUUUAUGAGAAUAAGCAUGUGCGAAAAUGUAUGCACGAGAAUAACUUGUGCUCAUGACUCGUGUAUAUGUAAAUCGUAACAUGCAAAAAAACAUAUUUUGUGUUUUUUAUGGAACAAAACAUUCUUAUUACGAAGGACAUUCUCUAAAAAUAAUAUUUUAACUUUAUGUCACAAUAUUAUUAUAACAAGAUACAAUAAUUCUACUAU